Messenger RNA from Triticum turgidum subsp. durum (durum wheat), 603 nucleotides. The record is from the annotation of a GenBank genome assembly. NCBI's taxonomy places the organism in Eukaryota, Viridiplantae, Streptophyta, Magnoliopsida, Poales, Poaceae.
AUGGGCACGGUUGGCGCUUGGAGGCGAGCACAGGAUGGUUCCGUCAUUACCGGUGAAGCCGUCGUGGACCUGGAUCGAUCUCCCAUCGCCGGUGAUGGCGGCGGCGGCGGCCAGCACGAGGCCCCGGACACGGCGGGCACGCGGGCCUCGCCCAUUGACGUCGAAGCGCUAGGCGACGAGGGGAGGUCGAGAGCUAAGAUAAAGCGCCGUGCGGUUGUUGUGGAUCUGGAGGCGGAUGCUGAUCAGGAAGGUUGUGGUGAUGCAAGAACAUUUAGCUGUCUCAGUGGGAACAAAAGGCGGAAGGUUCCACCUGUUAUAUGCCUUUCUCCGGACAGGGAAGAAAGAUCCAGCAAUCAGCAAAACAGCACGGUGCGAGUCAGUAGACCAACUGCCAAUGCUUCUCCAAAGGAACCGACGUUCACUUGCCCGGUGUGCCUGAACAAGAUGGAGCUGCCGUCCGCUACGAGCUGUGGCCAUGUCUUCUGUGAGAAGUGCAUCAAGGCGGCCAUCAAGGCCCAGAAGAAAUGCCCUACUUGUAGGAAGAGGCUAGGGCCGAAGAGCUACCGUCGAGUUUACCUCCCUGCAACUGCUGAUCAAGUCUGA